Molecule: messenger RNA, 5883 nt
Organism: Heterocephalus glaber (naked mole-rat)
Lineage: Eukaryota; Metazoa; Chordata; Mammalia; Rodentia; Bathyergidae
Source: RefSeq, a predicted model, not a curated record
CUGAGUCGCUGCAGCUCCCGCCCGGCCGUAGUCGCGCAGAUACCGCCCGGGACGCAGCCGCCGCCGCCGCCGCCGCCGCCGCCGCCGCUCUGCCGCUGGCUCUGCGCCCUAGCUCGACUCUGCGGCACGGGGGAGGGGCCGCCGGAGCGCACUCGGAGCCUCGGGCCACUGCCAGGCAGCGGGAGCCACCGCCAGGCCUCCCCGAGCGGCGCCCACGCUCCUGCCGUCCGGACGCGCGGACCCUGCGCCGCCCGCAGCCACCUGCUCCGGGCCCGGAGGAGAGGACACGAUGCACACUGCGCUGGCGCUCUCGGCGCUGCUGCUUGUGCUGCGAUCGCCACUUGCGUCGCUCUCCCAAAAUGACGCAUCCCAGCCCAGUAUUGGCACAACUGCCUCAACACAGACUCCUACAAAACCUGUGACGGAAUCUCCUGCCUCCUCAAGCCAGUCAAGCCCAUCUUCAGUUUCCACUACUCCAAUAGAGACUUCCACAACAGAGCUCUCCAGUUCACUGAAGACAGACCAAGUCCUGGGAAGCAGCUCUGCAGGUUUCACAGGCUCACCUCAGCAAAGCACCUCUGUGACUCUAUCCCCUGACCCGAGUAACACAGCUGCUACAACUACCGUGGACUCACAGGGUGGGAGCCCUGGCCAUCCCGCCACCACCACCUCCACCACGCCUGAGAACACAAGCAACAGUGGCACCCCUGCUACCACACACCCCGUGUCCACUUCACAAAACCAACUGGAGACCUCUCCAUCUCAAGAUCUACCCCUGAAGACCACAGCACCCACUCAUGCCCCUUCACUGCCCAGUACAGGAAGCUCUAACCCACUGGCUAGUGUUACUGCUGUGCCCUCUGGGAGCUCCCCUCAGGGACAGAAGAGCUCCACCACGCCUUCCAGUAGUUCAGGCCUUCUGCCCGACUCUGGUCUCACCCCCACAGCCCAGAGGACACUCACCACUCAAAACUCUGCUUCCUCCAUUACAGCACCAGUGGACCUGUCACCUGGGACUCAGCAGGCCUCCAGCAUGCGGCCGGCCAGCCAGGUGCCGGCCAGCCCCAUGUCUGGCAGCCAGAUGCCUCCUAGCCCUUCACCCUCUUCCUCUGUGACACCACAGCCCACGGAUUCUCCAACGGGAACUGUGACUGUGCCUGGCAUCAGGGGACCCACAAGCCUCAGCACUGUUUCGGCUUCCCAAAGCCCCAGCAUACCCACUAAACUCUGGAAUUUUGGGAAUAAGACGGUACUUUGCGAGUCUCUCAAGGAGUCAAUUGACAAGCUGCUUGUCUUGAACUUGACAAGCAAGGGAACCAACCCGGGAACCAACCACUGCAAUAAGAAUCUCCUGAACGAGAAUCUGGUGACAGUGCUGUGCCGGGCAGUCAAAGCCAACUUCAACCCUGGUCAAGAUAAUUGCAAUGUUCAGCUAGCACCUGUUCCCAAUAGCCAUGCAGUGGCCAUCAAACACAUUAGCAUUCAGACAAACCUUCUUCCCACGGAUGUGUAUAAAUCACUGAAGGACCAAUGGGAUGAACUAGAAGAGUUGGGAGUCAGUGACAUGAAGCUGGGGGAUGAUGGUCCACCGGAAAUGACAGAGGACCGCUACAGCAUGCCUCUCAUCAUCACUAUCGUCUGCAUGGCAUCCUUCUUGCUCCUCGUUGCAGCCCUCUAUGGCUGCUGCCACCAGCGCUUCUCCCAGAGGAAGGAUCAGAACUCCCAUCUUGACAGUUCCACCCAGAUCCCUGGUUCUCAACCCUGGCUGCGCACUAGCAGGAGCUGUAAGAACAUUCCCAUGCCUAGCUUCCUCACUCGCCAACGGGAACCCGAUCUCUGGAUCAGUCAACGACUUACUGAGGAGCUACAGACAGUGGAAAAUGGUUACCAUGACAACCCAACCCUGGAAGUGAUGGAGACCUCUUCCGAGAUGCAGGAGAAGAAGGUGGUCAACCUUAAUGGGGAGCUUGGGGACAGUUGGAUCGUCCCUCUGGACAACCUGACCAAGGAUGACCUAGAUGAGGAGGAAGACACACACCUCUAGUCGGGUCUAUUGGCUGCCCCUGUCAGCGCCACAGAGCUGCAGACUGACCACCCGAAGUGCCAUUUGGGCUGGAGAGGAAAAUGCCUCCCCAUCCGAGGAGGGCAAGACUGGGGAGGGAGUGGACUCUUGAGGGUUACUUCCUCUCAACUCCCCCAGGGCCUUAAUUUUUUCCCUUCUCAAGAUGAACAAAUCACAUUCUGUUUAGAUUCUUCUCAUAAAAUAACCCACUAGUGCCUGAGCUCAGAGCUGCUGGAAGAUGAGCAGAAGGAAGAUGGAGAAAGAGCCAUGGAAGGGACUUUUGAGAUCCUCUAGUAGAAUCCUUCACUUUGUAGGUGAGAUGACUGAGGCCUAAGGAGGGCAGCUGGCUGCACAAGGUCACACAGCUACUUGAUGACAGAUUCCUCCCUUCAGUCCAGUGCUCAUUUGGACCAAGUCACACUGCUGUGUUCACUUGCACCCUCUCCUCAGAGCUUCCUUGGCUGGGCAGGGGAUGACACUACAGUAAGGGCGGGGCGGGGGGGGGGCUUGGAAAGGAAAGCAGGCCCGUACCGUUUCAGGGGAUCUGACUUGCGCAAAAGGACAAGUCUCAAGCUUCUGUCUCCUACCCCAGUCCUGUCUGCCAGAACUCUCUUCCCCUUUCCUUUUACAAACUCUUUCACUCAAUUUUUAGUCCCACAGGUCAUUCAUGAUCUUGAACCCCUUGCUCUGGAUUCUGAUCUCCUUGCUUAACGAGGUCAGGACCUCCUCUUCCUCCAGAGUGAAUGAGAUCUGCAGAAGGGACUGGUAGGUGGGUAGGGAGAGAAGGGGAGCAUCUCAACCCAGGAUGGCCUCCCCAAGGCAGCUGAUUCGGGCUUAGCCCUCACACUGGCCCUUCCCCCAAGACUCCUUGAAGAUGCCCCCCAAGAUCUCCUUUGACCCUCUGCUCUCAGAUUUCAGGGACUGAAAUCUGCAGUAGUAACUGAAAGCAAAAUGUUUCUCUUGUUCACUGCUAGCUAAUGGGAUGGAUCCCUGAGCCCCAGGUUUCAAGAGUAGUUGUCACAGGACAGUCUUGUCCCAGGGGCCCUGAUUGGCAGAGAUGUGUUUCAGUAGACAAUCAGUUGAAACUGCUGGAAGACAAGAGUUACUCUCUUUUUCAUAGGAAACUCAGGGACUUUUCAAGUUACUGAGAGUUUUGUUGUAUAUGUUUGGGUUUUUUAUUGUUUGUUUUUAAUGUAGCCCCCCACUACCAAAGGUCAGAGCUCAUACUACUGAAGACUUUCAGUCAGUCUCACUGAUUACGAUUCUCCUAUGCCAUAGAGAAUGGUCCAAUUACAUGCAGUAAAUUUUAAAAUCUCUAAUUUCCCACUGACCUAGGUAGGCCUUAAUGGUUCCUCUUACCUGUGUUCCUGGUGGAGCCUCAGCAGCUCUGCUGUUUCUGGUGGCAUCUCAGGGAAACACAAAGCCAUGUUUAUUCCCCAACAUGGUUUUUAUAGGCUCAGAAGUUAGCUACCUGUAGGAAGCUCCUGGCGGCUAGACAUAGUGAAGGUUCAUCUCAGCUUCUGAGAAGGGGGGAUCUUGCAUGCAAUUUUGAACUUUUGGCCAUGGUCUGUAUUGUUCUGGGAGCAUAAAUUCCCUCGAACCAACUAUCUCCUUUGACAAAAUUUAAUUAACAAAAGGUAGGAGGAGCUAUGGAGAAGACCUUUGUCCUUCCCUGGCUGCCUGAUUCCUUCUUUACAGUCUGUAGCUUUUUGAUACCACAGGGGAAAAGGACAGUCAGAGAAUCAAGGGGGCCACCUAGCAAGUUCUCAAGAGUUAGAUGCUCUGUUGACAAACAUCUGCCCUGUUUCUCUAGCAUUUAGGGGUGGGGCAGGAAGGAAAACAGUGGCAGGUUAAGGAGAAAUACAGGAAAUAUUUUUAUUCUGGAAAGAGGUCUGCUUGCUUCCUUCCUGCUCACCACUGAGUUCUGUGUACCCAGUGAGUUUGUCAUGCCAUCUCUGUGAAAGGCUAGAUUAUUGUUCCUUUGGAGAUUCUGGGUCACAUUGACCAGCUAGGGCAUUUGACAGAGAUAGCAAAUAAUUGCUUCUGCAAAAUGAUCAGACAUUGCAACCCCAAGGGCUCUCUAGAGAUGAUGACUGCAAGCAUUAAGAAACAGAAAUGAUGGUCAGGAAGAAUCUCCGUGGCUCCAUCCAAGAAGAAGCUGGGGAGGCUUGGAGCUGAUCCAGAGGUUCCUUCUUUCUUUGCAUCCAAGCUGUGCUGCCUUUUAGCACAACUUCAGAAUAUGAUACCAGGUCUUGGCUUGCUCUUACUGCUGAACCAUCGGUGUCAAUAGACCACACUGGUACCAUCUGUAAGUCAUCUUCUUCCCAUGUCUUUAUUGGAUUCUCUGUGCUAUCUAGUAAUUCUGAUUGUGGGGCCAGGAAGAGUUAAGAGGAACACCAGGGGCUCAGCUUGGCAAGACUUCAAACCAGUUGUACCAAAGAGAAGUUAGGGGCUCUUUAUUUUAGUAACAAACUGUGGUUUCCCCAAGGUGUAAAAACCAUGAAUCGGGGUCCCAAAAGCUACAAAAACCAUGGGUCUGAUGAUUUUGACUGGAUGUAACCUAGUGGGCCCUGAGCUGUCAUGUGAGCAGGGAGAGAAACUGCUGUGCUUAUAGAAGUAUGGAAGAACAUGCAUCUUAGGACGAUAGGGGUUAAUCUAGAGACACUAGAUUUACCCUUUCUUGAUAAGGAAAAUGAGCAGGUUUAUUUAAACUACUUUUUGAAUUUAUCCUUUUUUUGGCAAUAUACUGGAGAAACUUUGAAGAACAAAUUCAAAGUGAUGUAUGUUUUCACAAUGUAAAUACAAGAGCCACAUGUUAAUCUAUUCUGCACUGCUUUAAGUGAAUAUACUUUGAAAAAAGAAAACAUUGAGUUAUUUUUCCCCUCUGAACAAGAAUGUAAAUGUCUAUUUUACUAGAAACAAGUUGUUGUUGUUGUUGUUGUUGUUUUCAUGAAAUACAAGAAGAUGGGCUGGUGACAAAGUAUUUGCUUUGCAGAUUAGGCAUUUUUUAUUUUCAAAUUAUCCUUGCUCCUCCCCAGCCAAGUUCCAGCCAUACCAGGAAAGGUCAGAGUUGGUGAGUUGGUUGGAAAGUGAGACAGAUGUAGAGAUCUAAUUUAAUCUUUUUCUACAGAAAAAGAACCUGAAGCCCAUAAAAGUAAAGUGACUUGGCUGAAAUGACACAGUCAGUGACAGAAACAGGAUUAAAACCUGGUCCCACCAACUGUCCCAUGCUAUGGUCCUCCAAAGAAUCAGGAAACUAAAUUCUGCCACUCACAGGCACCAACCAGGAUGACACAGAAGAUGCCAUUCCUUCCCAAGAGUUACACCAGCAAGGCCAGGGAGGACUCCAAGACAGAAACAGGGAUGCCACUGGUCUUUUACACUUCCUGAGUCAUUUAGGUCUAAAUUGUAAAUUAGUAUCUUUUCUGCCAGGAAAUAAUUUGAACAAGUUUUUGCUUCUGGAACUUCUAGCAGACUAAGGAUCAAAGGGAACAAGAUAGGAGAGGGCAGAGGUCAAGAGUAAAACUGUAGCCUAGCUGUUUUCAUUGUCACUAGCAGAUUCCCUCAGGUCUGCUGACACUCAACACCAGGUGAAAGGAAGGGAUUACUAUUUCAUGGUGGUGGUGGUGAGGUGUUAUUGAAUGUUAAACAGUUUGCCCAGGAGACUAGGGGAGCAUGUCUUAGUGGACAGGGGUCUGAAGUACACUGGAAUUUAUUGAGAAACUUGUUUGUAAAGACUAUAGUUAAUUAUUGCAUUUUCUUACAAAAAUAUAUUUUGGGAAAUCGUACACUGUCAAUUAAAAUGCUAUUGUGUAAACUGG